Messenger RNA from Doryrhamphus excisus (bluestripe pipefish), 1014 nucleotides. Its product is annotated as cytidine deaminase. Gene Ontology annotation, molecular function: zinc ion binding; cytidine deaminase activity. The record is from RefSeq and is a predicted model, not a curated record. Gene Ontology annotation, cellular component: cytosol. Lineage: Eukaryota; Metazoa; Chordata; Actinopteri; Syngnathiformes; Syngnathidae.
UGACAUACCCGCUCGCCCUUCCUACUGUUUCAUUCACAUUUAAAGCUUCACUACCAGACACUGGCACACAAAGAAUGGAGCGAGUCAAAUACACUGGACAGUUGAUGAACAUUGAGGAUGUUGGCAUGGAAACGGUGAAAAAGUUGAUCCAGCACUCCCAGGAGGCAAAGAAGCAAGCGUAUUGCCCGUACAGCAAAUUCAGAGUGGGAGCGGCUCUUCUGACCGUGGACAACUACUUAUUCACAGGCUGCAAUGUGGAGAAUGCAUGUUAUAACCUGGGAGUGUGUGCAGAGAGGAAUGCCAUUUCCAAGGCAGUGUCUGAAGGCUACUGUGCAUUCAAGGCCAUUGCAAUCGCCAGCGACAUGAGUGACCAGUUCAUUUCUCCAUGCGGCGGGUGCAGGCAGUUCAUGAGAGAGUUCGGGUCCAGCUGGGACGUUUACCUCUCCAAGCCUGAUGGCACCUACAGAAAAAUGACCGUCAACCAGCUGCUCCCGGUCUCGUUCGGCCCUGAAGACCUGGCUAUGAAGAAAGUACCGGACAUGGCCAAUGCGUGCUGAAACUACAAUACAACUUAAAUGUAAUUAUAGUUCAUAGUUUCAAGUGUUUAUAGUACAAACUUGCCACUACAACUUCCGACUUUGUAUUUUUAAGUAUACAUAAUGAGAACUGUAUUCUCUAGUGUUGAUUGAUAAUUUUUUUUGUUACUGGAUUUGCAUUAAUACAUUGAAGCGAGCAUGACAGAAACAAACAUUUAUUAGUUUAUAAUAGAAUAAAGGACACAUAUCAAAACAAUAUGCACACAUUUUAAUAAAUAGUUUAUAAAGAAGCACUAGAUCAUUAAAUGCCAUAAACAACAAAACAUGAGUUACAGUGUAAUGCAAUUAUUUUUUUUUCCAGAAGCUAAUUAUUUAAUUAUGGAAUAAAAAGACAGUAUCCAGUGCAAAUGAGCUAUACGCUUGUUUGUGGUUGAUGUUCUUAUCCCAUGCUUUAUAAUAAAGUAAAUCUUUCACUGCU